Molecule: messenger RNA, 579 nt
Organism: Saimiri boliviensis boliviensis (Bolivian squirrel monkey)
Lineage: Eukaryota; Metazoa; Chordata; Mammalia; Primates; Cebidae
Source: RefSeq, a predicted model, not a curated record
AAAAAAAAAAAAAAAAAAAAACAACAAAAAAAAAAAACCAGCAAGAAAAGAAGGCUUCCUGGGGCAGGUGGCUGCACAGACAGUUGUGGCAGAGGUGACCAAAGCCACAUAAUGUCCAUAGUUUGUUCACUCGUCCAUGCCAAAUGGAUCGUGGGGGAGGUGAUUGGGACAAAAAUGCAAAAGACUGCGAAGGUGAAAGUGACCAGGCUUGUUCUGGAUCUCUAUUUAUUAAAGUAUUAUAAUAAGUGGAAAACCUGCUUUGCUCACGAUGCCCAUCAGCAGUGCACAGUUGGGGAUAUCGUGCUUCUUAGAGCUUUACCUGUUCCACGCGCAAAGCAUUUGAAACAUGAACUGGCUGAGAUCAUUUUCAAAGUUGGAAAGGUCAUAGAUCCAGUGACGGGAAAGCCCUGUGCAGGAACUACCUACCUGGAGAGUCUGUUGAGUUUGGAAACCACCCAGUUAAGCAAACAUCUGGAAGAAUUCAAUAUCUCUUCAGCACAGUGAAGGACUGGAAGAAGGAACUACAGGGAAAGAUUGACAUGUUUACGUUAUGGAAAAAGAAAUUUUUCUAAGUUUCAU